Messenger RNA from Linum trigynum, 3443 nucleotides. NCBI's taxonomy places the organism in Eukaryota, Viridiplantae, Streptophyta, Magnoliopsida, Malpighiales, Linaceae. The record is from the annotation of a GenBank genome assembly.
ACUCCAAAUUGAUUAACAUAUAAAAAAAAUAGAACGUAAUUCAACGGUUCGGGGAAAAGUUUGUUUUUAUUAAUUUCAUUAGUCCGGUGAACGUUACAGACGAAAUCCAUUGCAUUUGCCGGGCAGUAAAAUUCCGACAUGAUCAUCUUCGAUUCGAACACGAAUUUUUUUUUACUGUUUCACCUCGGGUAGUUUUUUUUAUAAUCUCCUGAGCUGCCGCUUCCACUUCCCCAUUAGACAAAAGUUAAAGAGCAAAGAACAAACAAACAGAAGGGAAGCUCCGUCCGUUUUAUACGUAAAUGAAAUUGUCAAGAGACUCAAGACCACGUCACGUGCGGCGGCGGUGCGUGCGUGCCACAUCCCCGGCGGUUAGUUGGCUGGCCAUUGUGGCAAAACUACGAGCUGCCGCCGCAGGUGAAUGGGAACUCGCCACGUAGCUGGGAUGAGGAAAACGCGAUCGGCGCUUGUUCUUUGGGUCCACAUGGGCCGGACCCGUACGCGUGCCCAGCUCGAGUGGGUAUGGGAUCGUGUGGGGUACCCGGAGUGGGCCAUUCACAGUUGGGCCUGGGAAUGGAAGGGGGAUGGGGUGGAUUUGGUCCUCCUCUGGAUCAUAGUGGACUUCCCACUUCUGCAACUUUUUUAUUUGGUCUUUUUUUUAAUCAUUUGCAUAGGUUUAGGGAUGACAAUCAAAACUCAUAAUUAUGCGUGUUUAAUCACUACUGACCUAAUUAACAUAGUAAAUUUCCGUUUUGAAUGGGUAUGAAGCUAGUAUGGCUAAAACUUGUAAAAACUAUAAAGUUUUGAAGAGAAUGGGGAGGGUAUGAUUUUUUACUCUUGGGCCGCAUAUACCCAUAUCCACCACACGAAAAGAAAUUUUUUUCAUGUAUGGGGCCGAAAGCACUGAACCUGGCCCUCGAAAUAUUGGGUAUGUAGCCCAACUUUGAGGUGCAUACUACUCUAGAAGAGCCUUAUGACGCCUUCAGAAAUUAAGCCCGGACAAAGAACUGCUUUGUUUAGUUGCUUUUGUAAUAAUAUGUGUUAUAACUAAUUACCAUCAUUAACUCAAUAAUAGUAAUCACACCUUAAAUAUGUUUAACGAUCCAAAUUGCGUACGUGACUAUAUGAGUAAGUAGAGCAGAAAGUUUGAUAUCGGUAUUUGGGAUAUGGCGAAUGUCGUACCGAAUUUGUCUAUAUUUGGUAUUACCGAAUACACGUAUUAUUCCGUGAGAUUGGGAUUGAAUUUUAAUUGUAAUUAGAUAUUCUAUAUUUCUGUAUUUGAUAUUUGUAUAUCGAUACUGUACCCAUUUCCACCCUGAAAACAGGGAGAAGGAGAAAAAAAAAACUCCUUGGCCUAAAACAAAUCAUGGUCUUCGCAAACGCACAAAGAAAAUUACACAGCAUGCAAACAUCAUUUCACCCACAAAGGAAAAACUAUAGCUAGGAAACAUGUCUCCUAACAAAUAUAUCUCCAAAACGGUCCAUGCACGUUCUUUUUCCCCUCCUCCUCCACCAAAUCACCAUCACACCACCCUACCUAUAUAUAUAUAUAACCACCCACUCCCUCCCUCCCUCCACCAACUCAACUCACUCUCCAAAACCGGCACCACAAUGGCCAAAGAGAUGGACAACAACAACAACAACAAUGGCUACACUUACUCCAUCACCGACCAAGACAUCUCCAAACAAGACCCCGUCGUCCUCUUCUCCCCAAACCACACGUUCGAGACCAUAUUCCUCUCCAACAUCGACCAAGCCGUCAGCUUCCCCGUAGAGACCCUCUUCUUCUUCCGUGGCGGCGGCCGAAACGACGACGACGACGACAUUGCCGCGACGGUGAGAAGAGCUGUUGAGGAGGAUCUGCUGGUGCCUUACUACUUCAUGGCAGGGAGGCUUCAGUUCAACGAGGAGAGCAGCCGGCUGGAGCUGGUUUGCAACAACGCCGGCGCGGUCUUUGUUGAAGCCACUUCGCGGCUGGCGAUGGAGGAGCUCGGAGACGUCUCGUUGCCGAAUCCGUGUUUUCGGCGGCUUAUCCAUCGGCCGGGGCUGUAUAAGAGUCUUGCGGACACUCCUCUCAUGACCAUCCAGGUCACAAAAUUUGUAUGCGGAGGUUACUCGAUCGGAUUUGUGACGAACCACGGUACCCUCGACGGGAAAUCGGCGGGCCAAAUGUUCGAGUCCCUUGCUUCCAUCUGUCGAGGCGAGGGGCUCAAACCAAAUUUUGCGGUCCACAACGACCGGACCUCGUUACGAGCUCGAACCCCGCCCCGAAUCCAGUACCCGCACCACGAGUACGUCACGCUACGCGACUUCUCCUCUUCCUUCACCGCGCUGCAGCACCUGCACCCGUCGCCCUUAAUCUUCUCCAAAAAUUACGUCCACAAGCUCUUCUCUUUCAGCUACAACGACAUCUCCACGCUCAAGGAAAAAGCCAAUAUUUACGGCAGAGCCACUAACACUAAAACGACGUCGUUUGAGGCGGUGGUGGCGCACGUGUGGAGAUCCCGCACAAGGGCCGUGUUCGCUGACUUUGACCAGCCGUCGACGGUGCUGUUCGCGGUGGACGUGAGGUCGCUGGUCACGCCGGCGCUUCCCGAAGGGUUCGUGGGUAACGCCGUGAUAACGGCGUUUGCGACGGCGAGGGCCGGGGACCUGGUGGCGGAGCCCGUGGGGUACGCGGUGGGGAAGAUGAAGGAAGGGAGGGAGAGGGUGACGGAUGAUUACGUCAGGUCGGUGAUCGACUGGCUCGAGGUCCACCGCGGCGGUGUUCCGGCCACGCGCGGCGGGAACUUCUACGUGUCGGCGUGGUGGAAGCUGCCGUUCAAUGAGCUGGAUUUUGGGUCCGGGAAGCCGGUCCACGGCGGGCCGGUGGUGAGCGGGAACGAUGAGUUCGUGCUGCUGCUCGCCGACCGGCGGAGGGGCGGCGGCGGCGGAGGAGGAGGAGUGAGUGUGUGGUUGGGGCUGGAGGAAGAGAAGAUGGAUAAGUUCAUGGGUUAUGUGCUGGAUUUGUAGUUCGUGAUGGUAAUUAGAUUGAUAAGUUAACUAGGUUGAUCAUGGUAACCAUGGAAGGCUUUGUUAAUCACCUGAAACUGAAACUAAUGUGAUUAAUUACCACAAUGAAUUUUAAUGUCAUAUGGAAAACUUGACCUCAUACAGUAAAUUCUGCCUAGACAACGUCACUAUCUGUGUUUGUGUGCAAAGACGAGUCAUAAAAGCGGUUGAAUGCGUUAACUCUCGUUAGAAAAUAUAUAAGAAGCUCUCAUUUAUUAACUUAAAAAUAUAAUAAUUUGUUCGUAAUGUUUGUCAAAUGAUACAUCUAUCAAGUCGUUUUCUCUGAGAAUAAUUCAAAAAAUGAUAUAUUUAAAUGAGUUCAAACAAUAACAGCAGGUUGUAGUUACGAUUUAGAUCAGACCAUACAACGAAAUUAAUAAGGAACAAGUUUGAAG